Molecule: messenger RNA, 1096 nt
Organism: Sclerotinia trifoliorum
Lineage: Eukaryota; Fungi; Ascomycota; Leotiomycetes; Helotiales; Sclerotiniaceae
Source: the annotation of a GenBank genome assembly
UCCUCCGCUGGUAUCCUCACCGAUUUUGUGAUGACGCUGCUGUGAGAAUGCUGUGAUACGGCACCGAAGGCAUACAGCCAAUAGAGGAAUUGACAGCCGACGGCCAGUUAACAAAACGAAGGUGAAUAUUGACAGUUUUUCGACCAAUCUUUCGUUUUUUUCUCACCUCCUGCACAUAUUUUGAUGCUUUUGUUCCAUUUCUAGCAUCCUGCAGGCCUUGAAUGCGAGGGAUGAAAAGAACUCCUUCUCCGCGCUCGAACAAAUCCUACCAUUCACCAAGCUCGUCCCCCAGUUCCCCGUCAAAUAACUCUCAACAAAUCUUUUUGAAUAGGAUUAGUAAUAACCCAGAUUCACUCUUUAGAUUAGCUUCAGCAUAGCCCCAUUAGGUAUAUAAGCACAUAGGGCACCCACUGUUUAUAUCCUUCCUUAUACUGUAGGUAGCUCUUUAACCUACAUGCUCUUUACACCUUCCUAACAAACCAUUAUCGUGAAGACUUCGACUUGUCGACGACAUGGCAGAUCUACGUUCCGCUCAAGAUGUUAUCGCGGCCUUGAACCUCACUCCUCAUCCCGAAAAAGGUUACUUCGUCGAGACCUUCCGAGACACUGAAGGCACUGCCGAGCAUCAAUCUCAUAGCACAUGUAUCUACUAUCUUUUGGAGGGCGACUCUGGACUUUCACAUUGGCAUCGUGUACUUGACGCAACUGAGGUCUGGCAUCACUAUGCUGGGGCUCCUCUAAAAUUGUCUUUGUCUUGGGAUGAUGGCAGCCCUGUAAGGCACAAUAUUCUGGGGAAAGACUUGUGGAAUCAAGAGAAGCCUCAAGUGGUGGUGCAGAAGAAGGAGUGGCAACGAGCUCAAAGCCUGGGCGCGUGGACACUCGUGGGAUGUACGGUCGCCCCGGCAUUCACCAUGGAAAGCUUUGAGAUGGCUAAGGAGGGGUGGGAGCCGAAUGGGACAGGCGAUGCAGCCAAGAAUAAUUAAUUGCUUGAUGACUGGCUGCCUUGUCAUUAGGCCUGAUGCAGAUAUUACUUGACACACACCUGUGGUCUUGUACACCUGUCAGCAAAUCAAUGAAGAAUGAAUGCAACCUCAAA